Molecule: messenger RNA, 1482 nt
Organism: Necator americanus (New World hookworm)
Lineage: Eukaryota; Metazoa; Nematoda; Chromadorea; Rhabditida; Ancylostomatidae
Exons: 15
Coding region: 1-1482 (493 amino acids)
Biological process (GO): nuclear pore localization; protein localization to nuclear envelope; nuclear migration
Cellular component (GO): nuclear envelope; nuclear lamina
Molecular function (GO): structural constituent of cytoskeleton
Source: RefSeq, a predicted model, not a curated record
AUGGGGCGGGUGUGGCGCAGUCGGUUAGAGGAUCUGAACAUUCGUCUUGAACGAUACAUUUCUCUGGUGAAAGGACUCGAACAUGAGAAUGUACAACUUGUCGGCGAACUUCGUAAAAUGCAUGAUCUUUGGGGUCAACAUAAUGCUGAAUACAAGGUCACAUUGAGUAGCAGCUUAGUUGUGAGCAGAAACGAAUACAUUUCUACCGUUAGAACUUCGGCGCAGCAAGCAAUCCGAGCAAAACGUAUACACGCAAAUAUCGAUUUGUUUAAUCGCAGAAUAGAAAGCGUUCGACAUGCUCAGGAGGGAGAUCGUGCAAGAUGUGCGGAGCUACAGUCAGAAAUUUCUAAAGCUGAAGCAGAUCUUCAAAUUCAUUUGAGAAACAACGGUCAGUUGGCGGAAGAACGUGCUCAGUUGACCGCUCAAAACGCUGGACUUUACAGUGACUUUGAUAGGAUCUAUGAUGAACUCGAUGUUAUCCGUCUUGAGUUAGCUGAGUGCAGAGGAAGAGAGGAACGACUACUGGCUGAGAAGGACUUCCUAUUAAAGGUACAAGAACGUGAGAUAAUCGAGAUCAAAACUCUGCUUGUUGAAACAACGUUCGAUGCUCGCAAAUUCUUUGAAAAUGAUAUUGCCCUUGCCAUCAGAGACAUCAAGAUAGAGUACGAGACAUCGCACAAGGUUAUUCGCACAAAUGUCCAGAGCUACUAUUAUAAGAAGAUCGAUGAAAUGCGCCGAUUAGUUGAAUCAAAGAGCUCUGAUGAGAUAAGACACCGUAGGGAACAGAUUGGAAAGAUGGAAAGCGUGGUUGAGGAUUUGAGAGGACGAUUCGGCCCUCUAGAAGAGAAGAAUCGUAUUCUGGAGAACGAAUACAGACAACUGCAAGGCGCUAUGGUAAGCGAUGAGGAACGUUAUGAGGCCGAGAAGCGACGUCGUGAAGUCGAGUACAGAGAUGCGCUCGCAAUGUAUCAACGUCUACAAGUAGAAAAGGGUUCGAUGGCGGAAGUCACGUUGUUGGAGUUGGAGAUCUACAGAAAGAUGAUUGAAUGUGAAGAGAAGAGAUGGGGACAUCGAGAAGUUGUAAAAAUGGUGAAAGAAUCAUUUGCCCAGAUCACAAAACAUCGAACAUAUUCGGGUGAUAUUCGUAUAAAGGAUUGUGAUGAACACGGAAAAUACGUCAUUGUAGAGAAUGCAGGUCACAUUGGGUAUCGCCUUAGCGGCUACCGUAUCAGUAGAAUAGUGAACGGUUCUGAGCGAUCAUUCACAUUCCCCGCUCUCUUUGUUUUGGCUCCAAGAGAGACUGUACAGGUGCUAGUACAUGGCUACAAUCCGGAGAAAUGUGAUUAUUCCCAUCAAUUAACGUUUGACGGUGAUAGUUGGGGAACUGGCGGAACUGUGGUGACACAUCUCUUUAACAAUCAAGGAUCCGAGAUUUCAAAUUUUGAUGUACGCCCAGUUUUAAAUACAUCUACAACAUUGUGA